This is a messenger RNA of Myzus persicae (green peach aphid), 2912 nucleotides long. Its product is annotated as pancreatic triacylglycerol lipase-like. Gene Ontology annotation, biological process: lipid metabolic process. The record is from RefSeq and is a predicted model, not a curated record. NCBI's taxonomy places the organism in Eukaryota, Metazoa, Arthropoda, Insecta, Hemiptera, Aphididae. The coding region runs from base 772 to 2370 and encodes 532 amino acids. The transcript is spliced from 8 exons. Gene Ontology annotation, molecular function: triacylglycerol lipase activity; protein binding.
CAAAUCAGUCGUAUAAUCAUUCAAUCGGCACAAAUGUUCGGGGAGAACGUACCUAGGUAACAUUAUCUCGGUUACGUACGUUUUGAGUUGGUUCUGUAUGUCACGCGAGUCGUGAUUUUUCUUUUUCUCUUAAAAAUACAAAAAAUCGAACUCGCCGAGUGCGCGAUACUACUUACUACCGCCGUUUAGGUACAUCGUGUGUACUAUAAUUAUUGGAGCGCGUUUCGGUGCCGUUUUCUCGACCUUUGCGCUCCAAUUGCACAUAAUAAUAAUAAUUAUAUUAUACAUUGUUUAUAUUAUAUCUGCCACUGCAGCUGCUCGCAAUCGAAUAGUUUAAUCGAACGCACAGAAACCCGCGUUGCGCUCAUACGGCGCCUUACAGCAUCCGAGGCAGCACGUGCAGCUCGUCAAAAUCAAAAUCAAACAACCGGUUUUUUAUAACAACGAUAACCACAAGUGCGUGAAAACAUAACAUAUGUCUCGUGAUCAUGAGUGACUCAAUGUAGUGUAUUCUCGUGUGGUUAUAGUUUAGUAUCGUUGAACACAGCUGUCAGUGUGCUAAUCUCGUUUUUCGGGAUUCCUUCGGGAUUUCGACGCGUUGCGGGCGCGGUAAAACAAUUUUUACGAUAUUCGGCAGUGCGCACACAUAAUACGACUAACCCGCAAUUAUAUCUUUGAACAUAUCCACAAAAGAUUUCGUCCGUUGGCGGACUUUUGAAAUUUGUCAUCAUCUUUUUCCUUUGCAACCGCCGAAAAUCGUACAUCGCAGUCAUGUUCAACAACACUAGCAAUCUACUGCUGCAGACCAUGCUGUACUUGGCACAGACGGACAACAUCACGUUUCCGUUGAACUACACCGCGGACGCGAACAACGUCAUUUUAGAAGGCGACAACGUGGAGGUAAAGUGCUACGGCGAGUACGGUUGUUUCUCGGUGGCCGGCCCGUGGCAGGACGUCUCCUCCAGGCCGGUAAACGUGUUCCCGGAAAAGGCGGAGAAGAUCGCGCCGCGGUACUGUAUGUACACGCGCAACAACAGGAACGCGUGCCAGUACUUGAACCACAAGGACCGCAAUUCGGUGAUCACGUCCCACCUGAUCCCGUCGAUGCCCACGUACUUCAUCACUCACGGGUUCUUGGAGGGCGGCGACCGGCCGUGGCUGAAGGAAAUCGCCCGGCAGAUCCUGCGACGGUACGACGCCAACGUGAUAAUCAUCGACUGGGAACAGGGCUCGGGGUCGCCGUACACGCAGGCCGUGGCCAACAUACGGAUGGUGGGCAGGAUAACGGCACACCUGAUAAACGUGAUACGAACAGAACUCGGAUUAAACGUCGCCAACGUUCAUCUAAUCGGUCAUAGUUUAGGAUCACAUCUCUGUGGUUACGUCGGGAGCGUACUGAGGACAAACUUUGGCGUGACGGUGGGUCGAAUUACUGGUUUAGACCCGGCUGAGCCUCAUUUCAGCCAGACCGAUCCGAUGGUGAGGUUAGAUCCUUCAGACGCCUUGUACGUGGACAUCAUACACACCGAUUCCAGGCCGUUUAUAAAAGGAGGCGAAUUAGGUCUGGGAAUGAGUGCACCGAUAGGGCAUUUAGAUUUUUAUCCAAACGGAGGUGAGAAUCAACCGGGGUGUAAUCAAGGUAUGAUGAAGUAUAUUAACCGCGAAAACGGUAGUUUCUAUCAAGGAAUGAGAAGAUUCUUGGCCUGCGAUCAUGUCAGAGCACACGAAUAUUUUAACGAAUCCGUGAAUACACUUUGCAACUUUGUAGCAAUUGAAUGCGAUUCUUAUGAAGAAUUCUUAAGUGGAGAAUGUUUUUCAUGCUUGAGCGAUACGAACCCUGAUGGUAAAAUCUGUGCAGAAAUGGGUAUGCGAUCGUCGGGCCACUGGAAAAAAUAUGCCGCUACUAUUGCCAGUUCCAUUGAUCCUAAUGCAUCUCCACACAUACGUUUAUACUCGCUCACCAACGGAGACUCACCAUUUUGCACGUAUUUAUAUCGAGUGACUUUGACUUUGGCAAAUUCACAAUUGAGCAAAGACCAUGGUGGUGAAGUAGGGCAUUUUUUGGUGCAGCUCGAAGGAACUGAAUCGAAGUCAAAACUUUUGAACGUAUUCAAAGAACAACAUUACAAACCAGGCAGUGUCCACCGUCGGGUGUUCGGGUCCAGUAGUGUAGGGUCUAUCAAAUCGGUACUAUUGGUUUGGAACCACUCGACCACAAUGAACAUACUAACCUGGAGAUUCGAAGCUCCGGUCAUCUACGUCGAAUCUCUGACUAUCGAGACUUUCAACGGCGGCCAAAAACUAAAACUAUGUCCACCGAAAUUAAUAGCUUUAGAAGCCGGCCUAUCGUUUAGAAUGAUUCCGUGUUAACACUAUUAACAAUACACAUGAAUAACGAAGAUACGAAUUUUGAAGUUUAAUUUUCAUAAUCAUAUUUCAUAUUCAUAUUUGGUAAGGUUGAAGGCGAUUUUAUUUAUGUGUAUAUUUUGAACUACAGUAUAUAAUUAACGAUACCUAUUUACCUGUUUAUUUUUAUUCAAACGUGAUUAUAUUUUUAAUUUUAUCGCUUGUAAAAUGUGUACCAAAAUGUUAUGUUUAUUUAUUUAUUUAAGUUUAAGGUAUAUUCUCAUGUUUACGUAUAGUGGUACAAUAUAAGUAAUUCCUGAUACCCUAUUUACUAUUUAUAUUAUACUCGAUACUUUUUUUUUAAUUUUAGGAGUAGUUACCUACCUAUGUUUUGUACAAUAUCAUUAUUAAUCUAUAUUGUUAUUUAUAUAUUUAUUUAUUUAUGUCUUUAUUUGUUAUAAUUUUUUUUAAAUAAAUUAUUGAAUUGGAGUGAUAAUAAAUGUCAUGGUGCGAGUUAAAUGGCGUUUAAAAAAAUCGUCUAUGGGUACCAUGAUGUAUAGUUUACU